Molecule: messenger RNA, 780 nt
Organism: Vicia villosa (hairy vetch)
Lineage: Eukaryota; Viridiplantae; Streptophyta; Magnoliopsida; Fabales; Fabaceae
Product: ras-related protein RABA1f-like
Exons: 4
Coding region: 1-780 (259 amino acids)
Cellular component (GO): endosome
Molecular function (GO): GTP binding; GTPase activity
Source: RefSeq, a predicted model, not a curated record
AUGUUUCUAGAUCACGCAUUACUAUUGAUCAUACUGUAUCGAGCAAUUACAAGUGCUUAUUAUCGUGGAGUUGUUGGCGCUUUAUUAGUCUAUGAUGUUACCCGCCACGUAACAUUUGAAAAUGUGGAGAGAUGGCUAAAAGAGCUGAGAGAUCACACUGAUGCCAACAUUGUCGUGAUGCUUGUAGGCAACAAAGCAGACCUGCGUCAUUUAAGAGCAGUUUCGACAGAAGAUUCUACAGCUUUUGCUAAACGGGAGCAUACAUUUUUUAUGGAGACAUCUGCCCUUGAGUCCUUGAACGUUGAAAGUGCCUUCACAGAAGUGUUGACCCAGAUAUACCGCGUUGUAAGCAAAAAGGCCCUUGAGAUUGGUGAUGAUCUGGCUGCUUUACCUAAAGGACAGACGAUUAAUGUUGGUUCCCGCGAUGUGUUUGUUAUUGAUAUUGAAAACAUCCUGAACGAUAAUGUGUCUGAAGAUGAUGAAUCUAGUGAAGAGGAUCGUGGGGCCAGUAUGGAUGUUGGCAAUAAGGAUGAAGACAAUGAUGAUGCAAAGGUUAACCAAGAAGUUGAGAUUAAUAUUAAAGAUGUCCCUACAGAUAUAAGAGACAAUCUAGAAGGCAUGUUGGAGACUGGGCCUCCAACCCAUAAUGACGUUGAGGUAGAUGUCUCAGAAAAUUAUGAAGUUGAUGAAGUCCAUAAUGAUGUCAAUAACAAGGGUAUUUGCAAUAUUGAUGAUUUUUUCCCACUGUUAAUAACAGUGAAACCACAACCAAAUAUGUAA